Messenger RNA from Geosmithia morbida, 1179 nucleotides. Its product is annotated as Tat protein secretion system quality control protein TatD (DNase). The record is from RefSeq and is a predicted model, not a curated record. NCBI's taxonomy places the organism in Eukaryota, Fungi, Ascomycota, Sordariomycetes, Hypocreales, Bionectriaceae. Gene Ontology annotation, molecular function: hydrolase activity, acting on ester bonds. Bases 1 to 1179 code for a protein of 392 amino acids. The transcript has a single exon.
AUGGGCAAGAUACCGUCGAUACCAGGGAUGCGCACCCGUGCCAUGGCUAUCAUGGCGACCCGCUCUCAGGAUCAGCAUCUUGUAGCCAGCGUGGCCGACGACCUAGGUCUGGCGGAGGAUGACUCCCCCGUCACCUGUCUCGUCGAGCCGGGGCGGCGCUGCUUCGUGAUCCCCUCAUUCGGAUGGCAUCCUUGGUUCUCGCAUCAGCUCUACGACGACACAGCGCCCAACCCGACAUACUCCCCUGCUAACGAGGGCAAGCAGGAGGAAGCCAAGAUGGCGCACUACACUGCUGUUCUCGCCCCGGCCCCCAAGGACGCGGACUUUGUCGCUGCACUUCCCGUGCCCACGCCGCUGUCGUCCGUCGUCGAAUCGAUGCGCGAGCUGGCGGCUGCGCGCCCGCACGCCCUGAUCGGCGAGACCGGCCUCGACAAGGCCUUUCGGCUUCCCUUCCAGUGGGGCCCCGACGACGAUGCUGCCUCGCGCGCCGCUGGCGGUGACGACGACGAGACCUCUCUCACCCCCGGCGGACGCGAGGGCAGACGCCUGAGUCCCUACCGCGUACGCAUCCAGCACCAGCAGGCCAUCAUGACGGCCCAGCUCCGUCUAGCGGGCGAUCUCGGCCGUCCCGUCAGUGUCCACGGCGUUCAGGUACACGGAGUCUUGCACGACACCAUCUCCAGUUGCUGGAAAGGCCACGAGAAGGAAGUCGUCUCCCGUCGGCAGAAACGCAUGGUCGCCCCCAAAGCAGAGGACUUGCCCGACUUCUCCGACGAUGACGGUGACGGCCCUGCGGAUCCUGACUCUCUGAAAGAUAACAAGAAGCAGACCACGGUAGGUGGCAAGCCUUUUCCUCCGCGCAUAUGCCUCCACUCGUUCAGCGGCAGCGUCGAGGUUCUCAAGCAGUGGCUUCGCCCUGCCAUACCGGCCGACAUCUUCUUCUCCUUCUCGUCGGCUGUCAACUUGGGUACCGAUGGAGGCCGUGCCAAGCUUGGUGAUAUAGUCAAGGCUGUGCCUGAUCGGAAGAUCCUCGUCGAGAGCGACCUGCAUGUUGCUGGGGACGAGAUGGAGGCUGCACUGGAGGACAUGUAUCGUUUUGUGUGUCGGGUAAAAGGAUGGACUUUGGAGGAUGGGGUGGUCAGGAUACGAGAGAAUUUUAGGCGCUUCAUCGUUGGAUGA